AUGGCCGUGCCCCUCGAUCCCAAGUUUCCUGAAAAUGUUGCGCAACUCGCCGCCCAGUCCGGCCCUCACGUUCUGUCGCACCUUGGUGACAGAUUGGGAGCACCCGCCAGCAAAUGGGGCUCUGACGAAAUGCAAGCCGUCAGGGUCACCAAGGACGCCAAAGCUUGGCAGACACGUUUUCUAUCGUCCCUAGACGACAAUCAUGAAGAGUCGUGUCCAAUCUGCCAACGCUCGAGCUCAUCCUCUCAGCAAAUUAAUCUCAACGUGGUUGAGCGUCUUCGCGAACGUGUUUCCGGACUUCGCACCGCCUCUGAAUCUUCCUUGUACAGCUCCCCCGAUGGUCGUUUCCGCCUCGCACUGGCCAGAUUAAUUCGGUCCGAUGUUCGAGAUGAAGACAGGAAAUAUUCCACCCGCGAAAGUGCUGGUAACAGGCAGGCCACGCAUUAUCCCGGUUUUGUCCCCUCAUCCACGAUUCCAAUUCCGGAAUCCUCAUCCCCUGCGCGGCCGUCUUCGUCCGAAUAUAGCGGUAGUCGCGCUAGCGUUCCUCUGGACGACGACCAGAACGAGUCCCGCGCCCGCAAACCAGAGUUACUUGUGGCCGAGCUGGCUAAGGAACUCUUCUCCCUGUCUCUGUACUCGGUCCUAGAACAAUCUCGCCCCCAGGAAGAGUAUUGCUUUCGCCCAGAGAGCCAUAUAUGA
Messenger RNA from Cordyceps fumosorosea ARSEF 2679, 699 nucleotides. RefSeq lists its product as hypothetical. NCBI's taxonomy places the organism in Eukaryota, Fungi, Ascomycota, Sordariomycetes, Hypocreales, Cordycipitaceae. The record is from RefSeq and is a predicted model, not a curated record. Bases 1 to 699 code for a protein of 232 amino acids. The transcript has a single exon.